This is a messenger RNA of Passer montanus (Eurasian tree sparrow), 2486 nucleotides long. Its product is annotated as histone RNA hairpin-binding protein-like. The record is from RefSeq and is a predicted model, not a curated record. Gene Ontology annotation, biological process: mRNA 3'-end processing by stem-loop binding and cleavage; mRNA transport. Gene Ontology annotation, molecular function: histone pre-mRNA stem-loop binding; mRNA binding. NCBI's taxonomy places the organism in Eukaryota, Metazoa, Chordata, Aves, Passeriformes, Passeridae. The transcript is spliced from 8 exons. Bases 826 to 1650 code for a protein of 274 amino acids. Gene Ontology annotation, cellular component: cytoplasm; histone pre-mRNA 3'end processing complex.
AUGUCUCUGAAGUGUCCCACCAGUUUUCACGCUGCAAAUGUAUUAUUGUUUAAAGCUGUUUGUGUUCUGCUGGAGCUCAUCAGGUUGUUUCUAAAUUACUGUUCUAAAAUGAGUGUAUGCCCAACAGCAGGACCAACAGGAUCUCUGUGCAUGUGUAAGUAAAAACCCCAGAAAGGUCCACGGACCAAGGCGUAACCACCUCGUGUCGUUACCCAACCUUCCUCACUACUGAUAGGGAAUUUAAAGCCACGUAAUUGUGAAAUUUAUGUAGUGGCUCUCUGGAGUGGGGUUUGAACUGCCACUUCAAUUACCCUGUGCGCUUCAUCGACUGUACAGCCUUGCCGGGGACCGCCAUCCUUCACAUUUAAAUCGCGGGAAUUCGUAUUUUUCUUUUUGUUUGGGCUGGAUUUUUCCCUGUUGUUCCCCUGUUGAGUCCCGCCAAAACCGCGCGCCGCCGCGCUCGAUUCUCCCGCCAACACGCCCCGGGGGCGGGGCCGGCGGAGCGGGCCGAGCCAUUACCCUGCCGGGGGGGUGGGGGAUGUGUGUCAGCGUCUGAGGGCGCGGGGCGCCGCAGCGCUUUGCCUCUCGCCCCCCCCCUCCGCACCUGUCCCGUGGAGGCGCCCCGCGGGGAGGCGGGGCGGGCGCGUCGCUCAGCGCCGGCGGGAGAUGCGAAGUGGCUGAGCGGGAAGGCGGCGGCGCUCCCUCGGCUCUGCCUCGCUGCCAGCCUCGCCUGCCAGUCCCUCAGCGCCCGGCUCUCCUUCACCGGCCUCCUCAGCUCCCCGCGCCCGCCUCUGCCUCCAGGCCUCCCUCCCGAUACCCCGCGCCAUGUCCUUCCGCCAGAGGAGCCCGCACGGCAGCGCGAAGAGCAGCCCGCAGCACGCCCCGCGCUGGGCCCAGGCGCGGAAGCGCGGCGCCGAUGGGAAGCGGCGGAGGCAGAACGAGCCCGAACCCUCCGUGUUUGAGGAAAACAAGCCCAGGCCUGAGGACAGCCGGCUGGACAGUUUUACAACACCAGAAGGUCCUGGACCCCUUUCCAGGUGUUUAGACUGGGGAACUGCAGUGGAAGAAGAUGAAAUGAGGACCAAUGUUCACAAAGAAAUUGCAAGACACAGAAGAAAACUCCUGAUAAAUGAAUUUUCAAGAGAAAGGAAGUCCUCCUCAGGAAGUUCUGAUUCAAAGGAGUCCACGGUGACAGUAGAACUGGAAACAGAUGAGGUGGUUUUGAUGAGAAGACAAAAACAGAUAAACUAUGGAAAAAACACAAUUGCAUAUGAUAGAUACAUUAAAGAAGUUCCUAGAUGCCAUCGUAUACCAGGAGUUCAUCCCAGAACUCCAAACAAAUUCAAGAAGUACAGCCGUAGGUCAUGGGACCAGCAGAUCAAACUGUGGAAAGUGGCACUGCAUUCCUGGGAUCCUCCAACUGAAGGAGGAUGUGAUCUGCAGGAAAUUUGUCCUGUUGACCUUGGUGAGAUGGAGACAGAAUCUGUUGGAAGCAAUUCUACUGAAUCUCAAACAAGCUGUCAAGAAAAUGAUGAUACCUGUUCUGGCACUCCCACCAAAGUUAGACAUGUUGAGUAUCAAGCAGAAGGAGAAUUUGACUUGGAAGUGUGUUUGAGUGAGCCACUGAAAGAAUUUGAUACUGUGAGUUAAAUAGUCUUGUGCAACCUGUUUUAGAGAACAUUUAUUUUAAACUUGAGAGGUUAGCUUGAUCCAUAACCUGUUAAUAGUAAGAAACCUGCAGCAAAGUUGAAGACUGUUCUCAAAGCUGUGAUUGGUCUAGGUAUUCUCCAGACCAAACUUACAUGAAAUUGCAAUUAAGUUGUAUGACUUCUUGUUAACUUUUAAUUUAUGUAUAUCAGAUUUUUUAUAAAACUUUUCAAUAGUAAAACUAGCCAAUGGCAGUGCUGUCCUCUAGUAAUUAAAACCAGCAAGAUCUUACCAAUUUCCCCCACUGUGAACAUGAUUUCAGUUCUCUACCUGCAGAUCAAGAGCCAAGUUGAGGGAUUUUUCUUUUAUGUUUCCUUGCUUUUACAUAUGGCUCUUGUAACCUGAAGAAAUGCACGUGGUACUGUGCAUGUGGCUGAUUAGUACUAGUAAAGCCCAUCUACUGCAGUUACUGUAAGUUUAACUACCUUACCUUAAAAAAAACCACUUUUUUUUGCAAAAAUAUUUCAGAAACAAUUGGAAGUUUAAUACCCUCCAGAAGUUGGAGGUCAACAUGGUAAAGUCUAUGCAAUAAUGUUGGCUUUUUUUAUAGAAGUAGUAGCUUUAACUUGAAAUUUGUAAAUAGUCAUCAGUCAUUUAUUAAUGCAGUCAAGAAAACAAUGUCUAGAGAAAGUGCUUGAUUCUUUCAGUUUUCUGGUUUUAAAUGUAAAACUGUUGUAAAUGUUACCAACUGUACAGAUUUUCUGCUGAGAGCAGUUCGUGGUUCUAUUGCUUUUGCGUGGGAAGUUGCUGGAAAAUAAACAGAACUGCAUUUACUUUUA